Cinara cedri is the source of this 6356-nucleotide messenger RNA. NCBI's taxonomy places the organism in Eukaryota, Metazoa, Arthropoda, Insecta, Hemiptera, Aphididae. The record is from the annotation of a GenBank genome assembly.
AUGGAUGGAGUGCAAAGAAAUUUCAAUAUGAUGGCUGAGAAAAUUGAUAGAAUGCGAUGUUUGAGGGUAAGUUUUAGCGUACCUAUUCAAAUUAACUUAUUUUGAAAAAACAAUAAUAUAUAGAUUCAAAUUACUAUAUUGCAUUUAUAUGUUUUAUUUUAUUACAAACAAUUUUUGAAAAAUUAUUAUAACAACAGGGAUUGGUAAAUGAAAACAAAGACAACGAAAGUUAGCUUUUAAAUAAUGUAUAGAAAUUUAUUUCUGUAUGAUUUAAAAUCAUUAAGUCAUGUCGAUAUUAUACAUAAAUUAUUAUACUUCAAAUAAAACCUGAUAAACAUAAACUAUUUUUAUAUGUCUAGCUUAUAUUUCUCUCUCGCUCUAUGUAUAUAUAUAUUAACGUGCUCCUUAGAUAAAAUUCAAAUUUUAAAUGUGCCACCCUUAAAUUAGGUUCCUAACUAUAAAAAAAUAAUAUGUGUCGAAUUUAGUCACGAUAAUAUAGGCAUAUAAAGAGGGUUUAAAUUGUCUAAAAUGUCUUUAAAAAGACAAAAAAUAAAAUUAUAAAUAAAAAUUGUAUUUUAUAAAAAAAUGAACAGAAAUAAUUCCGUAGAAAAUGUAUUUAUUUAAAAAUAUAUAAUUAUGAACAAUUUCAAAACUGCUUACUAAAUAAUGAAAUAAAAUUAGGUUACCCCUGAAAAGUAGGUGUGGUCAAUAGUAUUUGUUAUUCCACAAUAAUAGUUCAGUAAAAUCGGACAAAUAAACUAUAAAGUUUGGAACUAAUUUCCCGAUAGCUGAAUUUUGGUUCCUCCCUUGUGCGUAGCCCUCUAGCCCUCUUGAAACCGACACGCGCUCCUUUCACUGAUUUCAAUUAUAACUCGUUAGUUGUUUAAGGAACAAUAAAAAUACCUAUGACCAAAAUUAAAGGUCAUACAAUUUAUAUAUUUAUAAUAGAAUAAACUUACUUUUAAUAUUUGUAUAUUUGUGUAUUUGUAUAUUUGUAUAGUUUAGGUUCAAUAUGGGCUAAUAUUUAAAAAUUGAACAUAAAGGAUGUUGAGGACAAAUUUUAUUUUUAUUCUAAUUUGUUUAUCAUUAAUAUAAUUAUGAUUUCUAAAAUAAUAAUAUACUAUUAAAUUCAAAUUAAUUUAACACAUAUAUUGCAGUAACCUUCAACUUUACACUACACAGCCUAACGGUACCCACUUGCCAACUACUUUUUAUUCAUUAAUAGUUUUAACAUUUAACAUAUUCUAUACAUACCUGUAAGACUAGGCCUGUUUUGAUAAUUAAAUACCACGACAAUUUUUAUAUAUUAUGUAAACUAAAACACUAUAGUAGAUGUGAAUGAAAUUAUACUAUUAUUAAUGUUAUUAUUUAACAAUAAUAUGAUUAUAUAAUUAAAACUAGUUAAAUGAACAGAAUAAUAAUACAAUUAUAAAAUUGAUAAUAAUGAUACAAAUUAUAAAAAUACAGAAUAUUAGAGAAAUGUGAUUUUCUAUUGUGUUUCUGAAAAAAAUAAAUAAACUAUGUACAUACAUGAUUAUACAUGAUAAUAUACAUACAUGAUAAUAAAAUAUGAAACACAAGGUUUUAUAUUUAGUUUAAACACUACCAUUGUUCUGGUGUCAAUGUUAAAAGAAAACACACUUAAAACUGGUAAGUAUCUAUAUAAAAUUAACUAUCAAUAAUUAAUUCAUAAUCAACUCGCUGGAGGGUAAAAUUUGAAAUUUAUGCUUACAAAUACUUAAAAAUUGCGAAGAACAAUUUUCCACGGUAAAACAUAAAAUGUAUAAUCUAAUACUAAUAUUUGUACUAAUAAUCUGAUUUUUUUGGGAGAAGCUUAAAUUUUAGGGGAGGGGGGGUUCCAGACCCCACGGACUUCCAAUGCAAUGGUUAAGUGUUUGAAGGUAGGAUAUAUAAGGGAAUUGAAUUCGUAUCUGUACUCAAUGAUUAAUCAUUAUUAACGAAAAGCGAUUCUAAGCGGAGCUCGGUCAAUAGUAUUGCUCUUUCAACAAUAUGCGUUUUCACGACAACAACAAUUGUUCAAAAAAUAUUAAAGGUUAAAAUAAUAAAAACUUAAUAAUAACAAAAAAAUAAAAUAAAAACGGUUGCCAAUUACAAUAUUUUUUAACCUAAAGACCAGUUUUCCCUCAUCAUCUCGAAUAUUAAUGAGAAUUUAAAAAAAAAUUAACUUUACGAAGGUACCCACUAGAGCCGAAAUUCAACAAAAAAGUUCUCUUAUCAUAUUUUGAUUGGUGCAAGAUUUUUAGGAGAAAAGUUAUUUACAGAUAAAAAAUUUUUUAAAAAUACACUCAGAAUCUAAAAAAUGAAGAAUUUUUAUAUUAAUUAUUAACAUGGAAUAUUAAUUGUAUAGACGCCAUCAAAGUAUAGGGAACCAUAGUUUAUAAUUAUAUUUUUUAUUAUUAUAGGAGCGAUGCGACAGUUACGUUCGACUUAUAAAACUGACACUAGAUGAAACAAUACGAGAACAAAACACACUUUUAGACGGAUCAGCUAUUCACAAUCGAUUAAAACGUAUCGGAGUAAAGAACAAACGGCCUACGACUUUGUUAAAUGACUAUGCGUUUAAUAUUGAUAACAAUAAUAUUAUAUACGACAAAAAUACAGAUUUCUAUUACAAUUACAAGUAUUCUAUGUUUGAUAACUGCACUCUAGGUAUUGGACCACAUAAGAAAAAUAUUAACGUAAAUUCGACGAUCCCACCGUAUUUGCAACCGAUUAACAAUAACUCGGCCUACUAUAAUUCGGGCUGUAAACCUAAAAAACUGUAUGACUUUUCCUCUGAUGCAACUGUAUACGCGGACGAUCACUGCGAAAAUUCGUAUUAUUUGCCAAUAAGUUCAAAAAAUUAUGAGACGUCCACGAACGUUCGAACUGCUUAUCCUCGAGAAUACCAAGUGUGUUAUUUCCCAACGUCAAAACCCAUACCACAAUAUCCGCGGCAGACCACCGAACGGUUUUACAAACGAAACCCCGUUAAACAGUAUCCGGUAGAACAAGUCCCUUACUGGCACACGCGGUACAUAAAACCGGUAAAAGUGGUCGAACGGGAACCAUAUUAUCGGACGGUCGACUAUGAUUACUACAGCGGUACAAAUCAGGAUUAUCUCGUUGGCGACAAAAAUUUUGAGCCUUAUACGCAACAUCGCAAUACAUAUCGUCCGAGAUAUCGUCCGGCAAACGACUGCAGUACGUAUCGCGGGUUAGACGAGAGCAGUUAUUAUUACGUACCUGACGUGCAGGGACAACGAUCGUUUUCCAGUGUAACGAGACCGUGUUCACCAGUAUACAGCAGCAGUGGUAACGAUAUUUCGUACAGUAAAACUCGUUUUGAAAACGCCGCAGGAAGUUUACUUGAAAAACAAAUCCGCGACUACGUGUGGAAUCCACGCAAAGAUCUGCAGCGAGUCGACAAAUACACGAUUCCCAAUUAUGAAAAAAGUACACAUUAUUGUACCAGUUUUAAACCAUCGUCAGUACAGAAUAAUUAUCAUCAAAGUAACGAUACAAACGGAACACGUUUACCGGUAGAAUUAGAUUCUCCGCAGAUACAAAAUCAAACAAUCGAAGUAUCCAAAGCCGAUAGUUCAUAUUAUAAAAAACCGUCAACUCUGCUGCAUAUGUCACCGGAAAGAAGCAGACGUUCACACGAAGAAUGUUUUCAACCACGAAAAGACGCUGGUGAUCACAUUGAUCAUAUUCCCGAAAAUACAUCGUAUAAUACAAAAACUGAAACGCCCGUGAAUUUUCCAAAGCGAAUAAGUUUUGAUCUUGGUAAUGCAAAUACAGAACUACCUAAUCGUAAAAAGUCUAUUUCAGAAAAAAAUACUGUUCAAUAUGCGAAUACAGUGGAACGUAAAUCAAGUUUAGGGAGAAGAGAAUCUAACCCAUCAAAACUCGAUAAUAUGCGUCGAACCUCUUUAAUGCUAAACGACGAUUAUCCCGUUUCAAUUAGCAAACCACGUAGUAUUUUGCCGAGUCAAACGAAUGGAGGUUCUAGAAAAGAAUUUUUAAGUAGACCUGACAAAUUAGAUGCGGUUGUAAAUCCACGUGAAUCGAAUAAAAAUUUAAAUUUCCCCAAAAAUCCCAAGGAAAACAAUUUAAAUGCGUUGGAAAAAAACGUAGUUAAUUAUAAUAGUGGAACCAACGAUGACAUUGUAAGACACGAUUAUGUACAGAAUAAUGAUACUGAAUAUUGUCCGAAGAGACAAAAUGAUAAAAAUAACGAUGCGCGUAAGCAUCUAUCAAGUGAAAAAGUGCGAAAUGAUAAUGGCGUUAUUAGUAGGGAUAAUGAAAAGAGAAAAUUAACGGAAUCUACUGGAAAAUCAAAUUUUAGCAACGAAGACCGAUCAAAGAACAAAUCGAAAGAAAAAGAUAAGAUCAAAAUUCUCGAACGGAGAGAAAGUUAUAAAGACGGACGACAGUUUAAAAAAGAAGGCAAUUCCGCGGGUAAAAAUAAUUCUAUUGAUACGGCCGAUAGUCAAUUAGAUAAAAAAUAUAACGACUCCCAAAAUAUCGUCAUAAACGACCCGUCCAAAAGUAUCAGUCCGUUCGCAGUCGAUCGCAAUAACGAUGAUACAAAUAGUUCUCGUACCGGCGGAGAAAAAAUUACAGACCGCGUUCAACAAGUUAUUAAUAACGAUGAUAUUGUAGAAAACGGAAUUGAUCCCGAAGCAAUUCUACCGUACCGAGAAGUCGAUGACUCUAACGUAGAAACCGCCGAUGGUAUUAUAAAUUCUGCGGAACAAGACAGUUUUGACUACGAGUCGAACGCAAAUAAAAUGCAAGAACCGUCUCGCGAAAUAAUUGUUGCAAAUAACGACGAGUAUGGAAAUAAUAUCAUGAACAAUUACUACCAGGACCGUCCGUCUAACGAUGACAUAAAUGCAGUACAUUCGAGUAUGCACGAGUCUGUACCAGAAGUGCAACCGGAAUACGUGGACGGGCGUGACAAUGAAAAUUACGACUAUCCAACAGACGAGUUUGCCGACAGUAAAAAAGAAAAUAAUAUAAUAACAUCGGGCGAACAUCACGUAGCCGAACCCGUUCAGCACGAUGAGUUUGUCGACGGAAACCUACACGGCGAAUUGUAUUAUCAAAAUCGUACGGCUGCGGGCGACACAAAAGAAAAUCCGACGGGAAAUCAAUACGACGAGACGCCGACCGCUGCAGAUCCGCAAGAAAAGUACACGGCCGAACCGCUGCACGGCAACGGCGACGAUUAUUAUUAUCAAAAUAAUUAUUCUAAUGUCGAAGUGUUGGGAGAACGACCGGAAAAUCAAUAUCCUGCAGAACCCGAUCAUCGUCAAGGCGAAUACAAUGGCGCGGCGACGACGGCGGCCGCGGUGAUGAGCGACGCCGAAUACGACAAUAAUAAUUUCUAUAAUAAUAAUAAUAAUUAUCAAGAUCGCGCGGGAGUGGAUGUCGCGGAACAACGGCAAGCAGACGACGGACAGUACGAACUCGCCGACCCCAACUAUCAGGAAAACCACGUAGACCCGCAGCAACGUCAGCCCGACGACGAAUAUUAUUACCAAAACGAUAAUAGUAAUAAUUAUCCUAAUGGCGGCGUAAAAGAGCAACAGGAAAACCAAUACGCUGAACCGGUGGGCGAAUACGUACAAGGCGGCAGGACCGAACUGCAGCGCGACGACGGUUAUUACUACGGAAACGAUCCUGGGAACGAAGGCAAUGCGGACGAACGUUCGAUCGACCGGCAUUACGUCGAACCCGAGCAGCGAGAAAGUUACGUCGGCGAGGCGCGAGACGACAAUAAUUAUUAUUACGAAAAUAAUAACUCUGACGACGUGAACGCCGCGGAUAGUCGUCUGUCGGCCCAAUACGACGAACACCAUCACGGUCAACAAGAGAGUUACACGGACAACCGACACGCGGACGGUGGUUACUAUUAUCAAAAGCCCGACGAUGACGGUGUUUAUGACGAAUCGAUACCCAACGAACAAGCAUACGGCGGCGAUUAUGAUGUUGGCGACGAUCAGCACCGGACCAACGCGGACACGUCUUAUUAUCCGGAUUCGCAGGCCCACGAUAAUAUCAAUAAUUAUGACCCGCAAACCGCGGACUACGAAAAUAACGGUUAUCAACAGCCGGCCGGGUACAUAGGACCAUCGUCGUACGAACGAAAUCCUAACGAAAACUAUAAUGAUUACACAGGUAUAGACGACGCCAUUAUUGAUGGAAGUCGGCCCGAGAAUCUAAUUUCCGACGACCCGCAACAAAACACCAACAACAACCAAGAAUUAUAAAAUAUUAUAUUAUACAAAUAACAAUGUUACCUACGUACACAAGAAAAAAAAACCUUGUUAAUAUUAUUACCGAAG